Messenger RNA from Chroicocephalus ridibundus (black-headed gull), 1159 nucleotides. It is a transcript of the gene CBX5, whose product is annotated as chromobox 5. The coding region runs from base 178 to 750 and encodes 190 amino acids. Gene Ontology annotation, cellular component: nucleus; pericentric heterochromatin. Gene Ontology annotation, molecular function: chromatin binding. The record is from RefSeq and is a predicted model, not a curated record. Gene Ontology annotation, biological process: negative regulation of transcription by RNA polymerase II; chromatin organization. NCBI's taxonomy places the organism in Eukaryota, Metazoa, Chordata, Aves, Charadriiformes, Laridae. The transcript is spliced from 5 exons.
UAGCACCGCGGCUCGGCCGCUCCCAUUGGCUGGCGCGGCCGUUCCUCAGCGCGGCCCAGCGGCGAGCGGCGGACGGCAGCAGCAGGACGCGGCGGGGCCGCGGAGGCGAGUCCCGGUGGCGGCGGCGAGGAAGGGCCGCCCGCCCGCCGGCGCCCAAGGACCUGUGGGCGCUGCGCUAUGGGCAAGAGGAGCAAGCGGGCAGCCGACAGCUCGUCCUCGGGAGACGAGGAGGAGUAUGUGGUGGAGAAGGUGCUGGACCGGCGCGUGGUGAAGGGCCAGGCCGAGUACCUGCUCAAGUGGAAGGGCUUCUCCGAGGAACACAACACUUGGGAGCCGGAGAAGAACCUGGAUUGCCCGGAGCUGAUCUCGGAGUUUAUGAGGAAGUAUAAGAAGAUGAAGGAGGGCGACGGGAACAAACCACGGGAGAAGGCAGAGGGUGCCAAGAGGAAAGGAGGGCUGGGCGCCGGUGGGGACGACAUCAAGGCCAAGAAGAAGAGGGAGAGCAACGACAUCGCCCGGGGCUUCGAGCGGGGGCUGGAGCCCGAGAAGAUCAUCGGUGCCACCGACUCCUGCGGGGACCUCAUGUUCCUCAUGAAGUGGAAGGACACGGACGAGGCCGACCUGGUGCUGGCCAAGGAGGCCAACCUCAAAUGUCCCCAAAUUGUCAUCGCCUUCUACGAGGAGCGGCUGACCUGGCACGCGUACCCCGAGGACACGGACGGCAAAGAGCGUGACCCCCCCAGGAGCUAAGGGCCCCCCCUGUACAUAGCCCCCCUCCCCCCCAUCAUCCUGUGUCGUGUCCCCCCCCCCCAAUGUCCCCAAGGGCCACCCUGCCCCCUCCCCACAGCUUUGGGGGCAGGGGAGGGGACAGUCCUGCCCUGGGGGGGGGGGGGGAGAAGGGGAACAUGACGUUCUCUUUGAGGGGGUCUAAAGGGGGGGGUGCCCCCCACAUUCCCCCCCCCACCCUGAGGGGGGUGUGGGGCAGUUUGGGGGGGGGGGGGGGAGGGCGGCCCCAUUUUUUUGCUGUUUUUUCUAAGGUUUGGUGUUUUUAGCCAGGGCCCCCCCGGGGGUGUCCCCGUGUCCCCAUGUCGUCCCCCCCCAUCCCGUGUCCGUCCCCCCCCCCUCGUAUUUGCUUCCAAUAAACGGUCACUUUUCAGGA